Molecule: messenger RNA, 1572 nt
Organism: Clonostachys solani
Lineage: Eukaryota; Fungi; Ascomycota; Sordariomycetes; Hypocreales; Bionectriaceae
Source: the annotation of a GenBank genome assembly
AUGGUCGCCAUCAAGCAGCUUUCCGCUAUCCCCCUCGUCCUGGCUCUGUCCAGUGUCGUUGUUGCUUCCGAUGCUUCGGACCUCGUUGCCCGUGACGAUAACGUCGACCUCGGGGUCAGAAGCGACAUCGCUUCUGAGCUGGAGGCUCGAGGUGCCGGCAUGAGCAAGCCCAAGGCCGAGAAGCCCAAGCCCAAGAUCUCCAAGCCCACGCUCAUUGGCGGUACUAACCCUAUCGCCAUGAAUGGCAACGCCUUGAAGCCAUCCAACCACCGAUCCUCAACCGUCAGUACAACCUCGAGCAACGGCGACCCAUUUUACCUCGAGAAGUACGUCAAGAAGGGCAAGCGGGCCGACCUGGAGGAGCGUGGCGCCGGCAUGAGCAAGCCCAAGGCUGAAAAGCCCAAGCCCAAGAUUUCAAACCCAACUCUCAUCGGAGGCACACACCCGGUGACUAUGUCUGGCGGAAAGAGCAGCAAUCGCGCCUCCAAGGCUAGUUCAACCUCCAGCCACGGUGACCCCUUCUACCUCGAGAAGUACGUCAAGAAGGGUAAGCGGGAUGAGGAUGUCUACGAACGUGACGAGGACGAUCUCUAUGAACGUGACGAGGAUGACGAGCUGUUUGAGCGUGAGCUUGAAUAUGACCUCUACGAGCGUGAUUUUGAGGACGAGCUUUUCGAGCGUGAGUUCGAGGAUGAACUCGACGAGCGCGAUUUCGAGGACGAGUUGUUCGAGCGUGAGUUGGAGGAUGAACUCUACGUUCGUGGCGCCGGCAUGAGCAAGCCCAAGGCCGAGAAGCCCAAGCCCAAGAUUUCCAACCCAACUCUCAUCGGAGGCACUCACCCUGUGACCAUGUCUGGAGGCGGCAAGAGCAGCAACCGCGCCUCAAAGGCCAGUUCAACCUCCAGCCACGGCGAUCCCUUCUAUCUCGAGAAGUACGUUAAGAAGGGAAAGAGAGGCCUGGGCGCCCGCGGUGCUGGCAUGAGCAAGCCCAAGGCCGAGAAGCCCAAGCCCAAGAUCUCUAACCCAACUCUUAUUGGAGGCACACACCCUGUGACUAUGUCUGGAGGUGGCAAGAGCAGCAACCGCGCCUCCAAGGCCAGUUCAACUUCUAGCCACGGCGACCCCUUCUACCUUGAGAAAUAUGUCAAGAAGGGUAAGCGAGGUCUGCGUGCUCGCGGUGCCGGUAUGAGCAAGCCCAAGGCUGAGAAGCCCAAGCCCAAAAUCUCCAAGCCCACGCUCAUCGGAGGCACUCACCCCGUGACCAUGUCUGGCGGUGGCGGAAACCGUGCUUCCAAGGCCAGUUCCACCUCUAGCCAUGGUGACCCCUUCUAUCUCGAGAAGUACGUCAAGAAGGGCAAGCGAGGCCUGCGUGCUCGGGGUGCCGGUAUGAGCAAGCCCAAGGCCGAGAAGCCUAAGCCCAAGAUUUCAAAGCCGACCCUCAUCGGAGGCACUCACCCCGUGACUAUGUCUGGCGGUGGUGGAAACCGUGCUUCCAAGGCUAGUUCAACCUCCAGUCACGGCGACCCUUUCUACCUCGAGAAGUACGUCAAGAAGGGCAAGCGGGGUUACUAG